GCCCCUUUCACUUUUCUCUGGAAGUUGAAUCAGCUCACUCACGGUGGCGGCACGCAGAGUCCACUUGGGACGACUGACAAAGUGACUCGAACCUCUCCUGAGACCCCAGGAGGUGUGCGGGUGCGACGACAUCUUACGUCACGUGGGCCCACGAGCACUCGCCUCAUCUGUCACGGGACGGCAGGGAUCGAGAGUUUCUUCAACAGGCAAGUUAAAAAAAAAAAAAAAAGACGCUCUCCCUAAGUCUCAACUUCAAGUGGAUAAAACUGAUACUAAGAAGAACGAAACAACGCGUACACGUUGGGAAGUUUGAUCCGCAGCGGCCUAUGAGGAAACGAGAGAAAACCGGAUCCGGAAAAUUGUCAAACUGUCAAACAAACUGACGCCCAGGUUGACCAUGGCCCAGUGGAGUCGCAUCAGCCAGCUGAUACAGUACCUGCCUGACGAGACCAUCAACGACUUCUACCCCUCAGUCACCUUUGCUAUUGAAGUGCGACACUUUUUGUCUGAGUGGAUUGAGAAGCAAAGAUGGGAGGAUUUUGCCCUUGAGAACAUGGAGCAGGAAGCAAAUGCCCGCGCUCUUUUGGACGAGAUCAUCAUGCUGCUACAGUCGUCGUCUCAGCAAAAUGCUAACGUGGUGGAUAAAAUGAAGCUGAUGCAGAUUAGCAAGAACAUGAGCAUGUUUCAGCAUCAGCCGCUGCAGUUUGCAGUGAUGGUGAGGGACACGCUUCGCAAAGAGAGGGUCCUGCUCAGGGCUAUGCCGCAAGUAAACAACCCACAACAGCAUCAACAGUAUAUCACCAGAGAAUCUGCAUUUCCCAGCAUGCAGGAUGUGGACCACCUGGUUCUCAAAGUACUGGAGGUACAGGACUUACGACAAAACAUACACCAGGUGCAGGAAGAGCUCAACUGGGAAAGGCAGAACUAUGAGUCUUUGCAAGGAACCAUGGAUACUACGCUGUCGGAAGUCACCAGACUGCAAAACCACAUUCAGCAGCUGGAGUAUAAUGUCAACACAAUGGCAACGAAGCGUUUUCAGUUGCUUCGUGAGUGUGUGGACUGUCUGGACCAGUGUCAGACGCAACUCCUCAGCAGGCUGAAGGCCUGGAGAGGGGAGCAGUACAAGGCAACCAUUGGACAUCCUUUUAAUGACAACCUCAAUGUCCUGCAGAUGUGGUGUGAGCAGCUUCUUGGUGUGAAUGGGAAGCUGAGACAGGAAUUAAUGCUGAUCGUCGACCCAAUCCUAGAGCUGCAGGAAAGGCUCGGGCAACUACUGCAGCUUCUGAUUCAAAGCUCUGUUGUGGUGGACAAGCAGCCACCUCAGGUUAUUAAGACUCAGUCCAAGUUCUCCACAACUGUGCGCUACCUGCUAGGUGAGAAGGUAGCACCCGGGAAGCCCGUGGUGGUAAGGGCACAAAUCAUUAAUGAACUCCAGGCCAGAAGCCUGAACAUCACACCCAGUGACAAUGUUGGGGAAGUGAUCAAUAACACAGCCAUCCUUGAGCAUAACACAACCAGCAAGAGCACAUGUGCCACCUUCAGGAAUAUGUCCAUCAAGAAGAUCAAGCGAGCAGACAGAAAGGGAUCCGAGUCUGUGACUGAAGAAAAAUUUGCCCUCCUCUUCUCAACAGAGAUCACCAUCACAGGUUGUGACACUGCCUACAGAAUCCAGAUGAUCUCAUUGCCGGUCGUCGUCAUUGUCCAUGGCAGCCAAGACAACAAUGCGCUGGCUACAAUCAUAUGGGAUUGUGCUUUUUCUGAGCCAGACAGAGUACCAUUUGUGGUGCCGGAGCGUGUGCCAUGGAAGCUCAUGUGCAGCACUCUCAACAGUAAAUUCACCUCAGAGGUUCAGACACAUCACAACCUCGACCACUACAACCAACACUUCCUGGCCCAGAAGAUAUUUGACAAACCAGACUUCAACGAUGACUUCAGCAACAUGAUGGUUUCCUGGACUCAGUUUAAUAAGGAAGUCCUCCCAGGUCGACUGUUUACGUUCUGGCAGUGGUUUGAGGGAGUGAUGGACCUGACAAAAAAACACCUGAGGACAUACUGGAGUGAUGGGCUCAUAUUUGGUUUCAUUGGCAAGCAGCAUCUACAUCUGAUUCUUAAAGAGAGGCCCAAUGGAACAUUCUUGCUGCGCUUUAGCGACUCUGAGAUUGGAGGCAUCACCAUCGCUUAUGUGGCUGCAGCGGAGAUGGGUGAACACAAACAGAUCAUCAAGAAUAUCCAGCCCUUCACCAAGAGAGAUCUGGACAUCCGGAGCCUUGGCGACCGCAUCCGAGAUAUCAGUGACAUCACAUUCCUCUACCCUGACUUUCCUAAACAUGACGUUUUCAAAAUGUACUAUUCAGAGCCCCAAACAUCCACCAGUGGUGGCUACAUCCCAGUAUCACUCCAUACUAAAGUGGGCAUGGAGACUGGCUCACUUGCAACUAAUGUUACCAGUGUGGCACAUCAUACUGAAAGCCACCACAAUGCUGCCAGAUAUCAAGUGGAUGCUGGCUCAGGUGUACCGUGUGUCCCUAAUAUGACGAAUCACGCCGAAAGCUCCCACAAUGCUGUUGGGUACCCUCUGCCUCAGUUCCAGCAGUUCACUCCUCAAGAAGCUAUCACACGAGAGCAAAUGGAAACCUCGGAUUCGCCCGCAGUAGAGUUUAGUCCAGACCCCGUUGUCUUCAGUGACGAGGCCACAGGGGACAUGGACCUCGUCUUGAAUAGUCUUCUGAGCUUUUCUUGAAGAUCCAUUCUACAUGCCUCGUUUUUCCUUUGAUCGACAUUCAGAACGUGACAGGUUCAACACAAGUAGUGAUUUUUUCAGAACAUAUAUCCCAGGUGAUUUGUUGAUUUUGACUUCUUCGCGUGUCCACUUUAGCAACAGUUAUUACUGUAUACAACUUGUGUCCCCUAUGAAAAUAUCAUGGCAGUGAAAUGUAUUUUAAGAUGUUUAAGGCAAAAACAAUGUUUGAAUUUCCACCCUGUUGUCCACGCUAGCGUGUAAACCACUGCUCGCAGACAGAUUCAAUCAGUACUAGCUGAACUGAAUUUGGUUCUAGAUAUGUAAAUGAGAUGUUGUGUGAAAGGUGGUAGCUUUAGCUUAAUUCAUUCAUCCACUCAAAACUGUAUUUCUAAAUAAUGUGUUCAUAUUGGAAAAAUGACCAAUUAUUUGUGAAAAGUCGUUUCUACUUGAGUUCCAAAGUAAAGCUUUCUUAAACAAAUACUUGUAUAAAGGAGAAAACGUAGUAACCUUAGCAUUUAGGUUUGGAUGUAGGCCAUCAAUCAAGGCAUUUAUAGCGUAUUGCAGCCAUAAAAGUCCAAGUUAAUGAUUAUUUGCUCAAAACAAAGUUUAUCAGUUUGAACAUUAAAUAUCUUGUCUUUGGAGUGUAUUCAAUUAAAUAUAGCUUGAACAUGAA
Messenger RNA from Phyllopteryx taeniolatus (common seadragon), 3413 nucleotides. It is a transcript of the gene stat6, whose product is annotated as signal transducer and activator of transcription 6, interleukin-4 induced. Gene Ontology annotation, molecular function: RNA polymerase II cis-regulatory region sequence-specific DNA binding; DNA-binding transcription factor activity, RNA polymerase II-specific. NCBI's taxonomy places the organism in Eukaryota, Metazoa, Chordata, Actinopteri, Syngnathiformes, Syngnathidae. Gene Ontology annotation, biological process: cytokine-mediated signaling pathway; regulation of cell population proliferation; regulation of transcription by RNA polymerase II. The record is from RefSeq and is a predicted model, not a curated record. The coding region runs from base 398 to 2740 and encodes 780 amino acids. The transcript is spliced from 21 exons.